ACCGUGCUCAGUAGCCAGCCAUGAGCUGUGAGGGUCAAACAUAGCUACCCAUCAGAUGAUCUGCUCUCAGGCUUCCUGAACCCCGGGCCAUCGAGGACAAGUAGCUCUCUCUGCCCUUCCUCAAAAGUAGCUGAACCAUUGCUUGCUCCUCCUGCUCCUGCGGGCUUCUGCUGCUGCCCCCUCUGGCUCGUUAAAUUGCCAUCCGAGGCUCUCAACUUUGGGCCAUCUACCUGGGGCAUGGGGCUCUCAGAUGUCCAUCUCUGGCCAGUGCUUCUGUGGGCAUUGGCGUGGGUGCAGAGCGCAAGAUCUGUGUGCCCGUCCUGUGGAGGCCCAACCCUGGUACCCCAAGGAGAACGCGCUCUGGUCCUAGAGCUAGCCAAGCAGCAAAUUCUGAAGGGGCUGCACCUGACCAGCCGUCCCAGAAUAAGUCGUCCUCUGCCCCAGGCCGCACUAACCAGAGCCCUCCGGAAACUGCAGCCCCAGAGCGUGGUUCCUGGCAACCGAGAGGAAGUCAUCAGCUUUGCUACCACCGUAGGCAAAUCCACUUCAGCCUACCGCUCCAUGCUCACAUUCCAGCUGUCCCCUCUUUGGUCCCACCACCUGUACCAUGCUCGCCUCUGGCUGCAUGUGCCUCCGUCUCUCCCUGGCACGCUCUCCCUGAGAAUCUUCCGUUGCGGCACCAGGAGGUGCCGAGGAUCCCGCACCUUCCUAGCUGAGCACCAAGCGACUUCCUCAGGCUGGCACGCCCUGACUCUGCCCUCUAGUGGUCUGCGGAGUGAGGAAUCUGGAGUCGUUAAACUCCAACUGGAUUACAGACCCCGGGACCCUAACAGCACUGUCACUGGCCUGCCAAGGCGACUCUUGGACACAGGGGGACAGCAACGUCCCUUCUUGGAACUUAAGAUCAGAGCUAAUGAACCCGGAGCAGGUCGGGCCAGGAGGAGGACUCCCACCUGUGAGCCUGAGACCCCCUUAUGUUGUAGGCGAGACCACUAUGUGGACUUCCAGGAGCUGGGGUGGCGAGACUGGAUCCUGCAGCCUGAAGGAUAUCAGCUGAAUUACUGCAGUGGGCAGUGCCCGCCCCACCUGGCUGGCAGCCCUGGCAUUGCUGCCUCCUUCCAUUCCGCUGUCUUUAGCCUCCUCAAAGCCAACAACCCUUGGCCUGCAGGCUCUUCCUGCUGUGUCCCCACUGCCCGAAGACCUCUCUCAAUCCUCUACCUCGACCAGAACGGCAACGUGGUCAAGACCGAUGUGCCAGACAUGGUAGUAGAGGCCUGCGGCUGCAGCUAGCAAGAAGACCUAAAGGUUCUGAGUGAAGUUCAAGGUUCAAGUUGAGGGUUCCCUGGCAAAAGACUCCCGUGUCUGGAAGCGUGAGAUUUGCUGACGCAGGCAAACAUGCAACCUGGCAGUGUGACUGGGUUUGACCUCUACGGAACUGAGAUGGGCAUUUUCUCGUCCUAGAUUCCGGUCUAUUUCAGGCUGUUUCAAAUGUGGCCAGAUGGGGAAACUGCUUCCUUUUCAGGGGACUGCCUGGCCAGCGCCAUUUCCUACGUGGAGCCCUGUUCCAGGACAGCAAGGGAUGUCGUGGGAGGGA
Messenger RNA from Microtus ochrogaster (prairie vole), 1594 nucleotides. It is a transcript of the gene Inhbe, whose product is annotated as inhibin subunit beta E. Gene Ontology annotation, cellular component: extracellular region. NCBI's taxonomy places the organism in Eukaryota, Metazoa, Chordata, Mammalia, Rodentia, Cricetidae. The record is from RefSeq and is a predicted model, not a curated record. Gene Ontology annotation, molecular function: growth factor activity; hormone activity; cytokine activity.